AUGGCACCUAAAAUAGACCCAGCGAUUCUGGCAGCGCUGUCCCUCGACGCUGCGACCACGAGUAUUGUCUCGCAUGGCGGCUCAGGUUUCGCAUCUACAUUUAAAAUCACAAGCACGGUAGAAGGAAAAGAGAAACUCUUCUUCGUCAAACAAGGGAACGGGAAAGCAAGCGAAAUCAUGUUUACAGGAGAACAUGCCUCCCUAAACGCAAUCCACAACGCUGUACCUAGCUUAUGUCCCAAGAGCUACGCAAACGGCAAGCUCUCUACAGGCAAUGGCUCCUUCCUCGCUACCGAUUUCCUUGAUCUCUCCCAUUCUUCUACCUCCCCCUCCGCUGCCAGCCAUGGUGGCUCAAACAUGACACUUGCUCAAAAACUCGCAAAGCUGCAUUCUGCGCCCGCUCCUGUUCCCGAUGGGUAUGCGAGAGCAAUGUUUGGGUUCCCGGUCCCGACGUGUUGUGGGGAGACGGAGCAGGAUAAUGGGUUUAGGGAGAGGUGGGCAGAGUUUUAUGGGGAGUGUAGGUUGAGGGGGGUUGCGAGGAAGGCGGAGGGGAAACAGGGGGUGGAUGGGGAGGUGCAGAGGCUGGUGGAGGGGGUUGUGGGGGAGGUUGUGCCGAGGUUGCUUGGGGAGGGGUGGUUGAGGGAUGGGAGGACGGGAGGGGUGAUUGUACCUGUUGUGGUACAUGGGGAUUUGUGGAGUGGGAAUCAUGGACGAGGGUCCAUCGGAGGUGGCCCCGCAGAAGAGGUAGUCUUCGAUGCAAGUGCAGCAUGGGCACAUAGCGAGUUUGAGUUCGGGAUCAUGGGCAUGUUUGGAGGGUUUGGUGGAAGCUUCAACAAGGAAUAUUGGAAGUACAAGCCAAAAGAUGAGCCCGUCGAGGAAUGGGAGGACCGAGUCCAACUUUACGAACUAUAUCAUCACUUGAAUCACUAUGCCAUGUUCGGAGGCGGAUAUCGAGGUGGUGCUGUAAGAAUCAUGCAGAGAUUGAUUAAAAAGUAUGGAAGCAAUAGCUAA
Lachnellula hyalina is the source of this 1011-nucleotide messenger RNA. RefSeq names its product Ketosamine-3-kinase. The transcript is spliced from 4 exons. Lineage: Eukaryota; Fungi; Ascomycota; Leotiomycetes; Helotiales; Lachnaceae. The coding region runs from base 1 to 1011 and encodes 336 amino acids. The record is from RefSeq and is a predicted model, not a curated record.